AGAGAUUAAGACACCCAAUGCGUGAAAAACUUGGUUAGCAGUCUCUAAACAAGCUUUAGUCUGAGAUCACAAAAUGUUGCUGAAUAAUUCUAUCCUAUAAUUUGAUCAACUAAAAUCUAGACAUACAAAAUCUCAACCAAGGGGGACAUCUAGACAUCUUUGUUUUUAAGCCUUGAUUCAUUUUGGUGAUUUUAAAGCUACUAAUACACUCAGUAGCAGAACGAGAUUUAGACGUCCACUCUCCUAGGGUUGAGUUUAUGCUGCUCCAAUGAGGGUCACCCUCUUGAUGGCUCUGCCAGGAGACCAAUCUGAAGAUAGGUAUGCGAUUGUGGUGUUGGGAUGCUUUACUGCUAAAUCUAAGGUCAAUUAGUGCAAGGUUUAUGGGGUCUUGGCCAAAGAUUGGACUGAUUGACAGGGUUUUUAGGAUGAUUCUAUGGUGGACAAGCAAUUCAGAGAUGGUGAUGGCCAACAAGUUGACAAUUCAUGCAUGGUCGCUGGUGAGGUGACUUCAGAGUUUCCAGUCCUGCUAAUCAAGAUUUGGGCUGUUUGAGGAACUUUCUGGAGGUGAAUAGAGAGGAUCCCUUUGUUAGAACACUCUAUUCUGAUGUUCUGGCUAUUAUCUCAGAUGAUGAGAUGAGGCUAGUUCCGGAGAUCAAGGGGAAAGCAUUUCUAGCUAUGAGGCCAAACCAAACUAGUGUUUCCAGGGGCAGUAAGCGGUCAAGAGGUAGGAUUGCCCUCAACUUAAUUGUUAAUGUUGAGAAAUGCUUGCUUCUAAGUGGAAUACAUAUUAUUUAUGGUGGGAAUUGGGAAGAGGAAUAUACAGCAAAAUUGUUAAGAAUGUCUGGUGAGGGUAGACUGAAAGGGCUUGUUCGCUUUGACCUAAUUGUUACACAAGUUGAGAGGGGUGGCGGUACCCCGAAAUUAACCACCAAGGAGGUGAGUGGGAGAAGUGGUAUUAUUGUCUUUCUGGCUACUGCCCUUGGGAGGAGCAUUUAUAGACUCAUCUUGGUCCUGGUGGCUUUAACUUCCUUUGCCCCUACUCUCCUCUCUCAGUCUUCAAGUUUGGUUCUUCUUUAUGCCUCUCUUCGUAGGACUUUGUUUACUGUUGGUUGCAAGGCUGGGAGUCAGAAUUUGGUAGCAUCUUCAUUUUGACAAUUUGGAGUGGUUUGACAUGUGGGAGAAGGCACAGGUGGAUGGCAGCAAGAUUUUUAUCUUUCCAUGACACCAUAUGCAAUCUUAGCAGUCAAAUAUUUACCUCCAAGCAUGUAUUGGUAUCUUCCUAGGUAGUGCAAUGCUCUAUGAUUUUUUAUCCAUCUGAACCGUUUAUCCUUUUAGCUUGUGUAGUUUCUUUGGAAGUUGAACUUCUUGUUGGAAUGCUUAGCAGAAAUACUUUGAGUGGUCUUGGUUUCAUGGGAAGUUGGCGGUUUCUUUGGACCGUCUUCAGCUUCUUUGGAGCUUCUUUGGUUUCAAUCUUUCUAUCCCUCCAAACAUUUGCUCUGGUGGAUUCAUUCCUAUUUCUCAAGUGCUCUCCCUUAUCAAAGAGACCCAUGGUGUUUAUGCAGCCUCCCUCACAUUUUCCUACUGUCUGCGAUGUCUCCUUUGAUUUAGUUACAGUUGGUAUCUUUGUGGAGUUUUUACUGGUAACGCUUCUUGGUAGCCAUUGCUUUAAAGGAAGUGGGUCCUGCAGCAGUCAGGGGAACCCUUCUUCUAGUCAGCUACUCUUCUGGCUUAGAGUCAUUCCAAUUUCCGGAGAGCUUUAUGUUAUGUUUUUAUCUUCUGUUUUCCCUUUUGUGAUGUUUUUAUCUGUGUUGCUCAGGUUCUGGCCUGUUUACUUCUUAUGUAACCUGGACUAUUGAGGUUUGC
Rubroshorea leprosula is the source of this 1863-nucleotide messenger RNA. Lineage: Eukaryota; Viridiplantae; Streptophyta; Magnoliopsida; Malvales; Dipterocarpaceae. The record is from the annotation of a GenBank genome assembly.